ACAGACAGAAGAUUAAAGAUUAUCAAAUGACAGAAAAAUUGAAAAUAAAGAAUUUUCAAAGGGGUUUCAUCACUUUCGUCACAAAUCACAAUAAAAUGUUAUUUUUGAGUUAAAAAGUGUUUAUUCACAGUUAAUAUAGUUUAUACAAAAGUUUACAGUGACUGGUUUGUUUACAACAUUUUUAUUCUGCACAUACGCAAGAAACCAUUUGAAAAUGAAGCUUUUAAAGAACACUUGGCCUUUAAGACUGGGGCACAGGAAGAAAUUGAGUCGCUGUGUAAGCACCUGGUCUCCGUUGGCCACUGCCUUCAACACUCGACCAACAUCUAGACCUAUUUUUGACUCAAUGCGAGAAAGAACUGGACUCUUCAACAAGCCAGAAUUAGUUAGUUUUGAAGGCUUCUUCAGUAUGAAAGAGCAGGCAAUAUCAGCCACAGACCGAUUGAUAGAGGAAGCCACUUCGAACCCAACCCGUCCCAUGGUGGAGAUCUUCGAUGAACUGUCAGACACCUUGUGCAAGGUGGCUGACCUAGCAGAGUUUGUGAGGAUAGCUCACCCACAGUCCCAUUUCGCGAGUGCUGCUGAAGAUGCUUGUAUUAGUGUUAGCGGUGUUGUUGAGAAAUUAAACACUCAUAAAGGACUUUACGAAGCCUUAAGAGACUCUGUGAAGCGCGGAACAUCAGGGGACCAGCAUUUAGCCGAGUUAUUCCUCUUCGACUUUGAGCAGAGUGGUAUCCAGUUGGCUGAGGAGCGACGGCGCAGGGUCGUAGCUCUAAAUGACCUUAUACUUCAGACCGGACAGAGGUUUAUGGCGGGGGCCGCUAAACCGAGAAGAGUACCACGAUCUGCUGUUCCCUCUAAUGUUAGACAAUUUUUCAGCAGUGAAGGUGACGACAUAAUAGUGAGCGGAGUGUACGCGGAGUGCGGCGAGGCGGCGGCGCGCGAGGCCGCCUACCGCCUGUACCUGGCGCCCGACAACCUGCAACACCAGCUACUGUCCACCACGCUCGAUGCCAGGCACGAGAUGGCCACUAUAUGCGGCUUCCAGAGCUAUGCUGAUAGAGCAAUAAAAGCGAGUACAAUGGAGACGGCAGCGAACGUCAGACAGUUCCUUGAUAUUCUCUCCGACAACCUGUACGACAGGGCCAAGAUGGACUUCGACGCUAUGCUGCAAAUGAAGAUGCAGGAAACUCCAUACUUGAACUCGUUAAUGUGCUGGGACACACCGUACUUCACGCAUAAAGCGAAGACACAACUCCUGAAUGUUGCCAACUCGGACUUCAGUCCUUAUUUCUCAUUGGGCGGUUGCAUGGAAGGCCUGAACAUGCUCUGUGAAGAGUUGUACGGCAUCAGUUUGAAGUCUGAGGAGAUGUUGCCAGGUGAAUCCUGGUCUCCGGAUGUGUACAAGCUGGCGGUGGUGCACGAGACGGAAGGCUUGCUCGGCUACAUCUACUGCGACCUGUACGAGCGGCCCGGGAAGCCACACCAGGACUGCCACUUCACCAUACAGGGUGGGAAGCUGUUGCCCGAUGGAAGCUACCAGAACCCCAUCGUGGUGGUGAUGCUGUCGCUGUCGGGGGGCCACCGGUCGGGCCCGGCGCUGCUGUCGGCGGGCGGCGUGGACAACCUGUUCCACGAGGUGGGCCACGCGCUGCACUCCAUGCUGGGCCGCGCGCGCCACCAGCACGUCGCCGGCACGCGCUGCGCCACCGACCUGGCCGAGGUGCCCUCCGUGCUCAUGGAGUACUUCGCCAGCAGCCCACAGGUCAUCCGUCGUUUCGCGCGCCACUUCCAAACGCGGGAACCGAUGCCCGAAGACAUGCUAAACAGGCUCUGCGCUUCUAAACACUUAUUUGGAGCGAGCGAAAUGCAACUACAGGUGUUCUACUCGGCAUUAGACCAGCAUUACCAUGGGCCUGAAGCAUCAUCUCGUGGCAGGACAACGGAAGUUUUACAGAAAGUACAGAAACAAUAUUAUGGACUGCCUUACGUUGAAAAUACUGCAUGGCAACAUAGGUUCAGCCACCUAAUAGGGUACGGAGCGAAGUACUAUUCAUACCUGAUCUCGCGCGGCAUCGCGUGGAGCGUGUGGCACAAGUAUUUCAAGGACGAACCGCUGUCCAGGACAGCUGGAGACAAUCUCAGACACGGAUUGUUACGACACGGGGGCGCUGUGCCACCUAAGAUUUUACUCCGCGACUAUUUACAAGAGGAAGUGACGCCGACCACGCUAGCGAACGCUCUUGCGGAAGAACUCGACUACCACAAGGACCAUUUAGACACAGUACUCAAAGUUAUAAACAAAUGAUCUACAUUACACCUAUAUGCUUCACAAUCUACAUGAAAAUUGAAUUACUUCAUAUCAUUUGCCUAUAAAUUGUAAUUGAGGUGGCCGUUCCCUUCCGAGAAGGGUGUUAGACAAAUAUGUCUUGUAAGACAAGCAUUUAUAGUUGAAAAUCGUAUAAAUAGAUAAAAAUUAUCGUACACGUACAUAUAGAUAGAAUUGAAUUAAUUAUGCUUCAUUCUCAGUGGGAUAUUAUGUAUCUUCUUUCUAGCGUUAUCCAAAAGUUCCUUACUUUAGGCGCAAUAUACAAUAUAAUCUUUUCUUUGUUCUAUUUUUCGUUAAAAAAUACAUCACUGUGAUAAAUGUUAACGUAAUAAGUUUCACUUCUAUGGCCGCUUAUCGAUUCGUGUAGAUUUUAAUAACUUGCAACAUUAAGUUUUUAUUACUUGGUAGUACUCUAAAAUAAAAGGGAACAAUGGGUACUGCCACUGCCUAUCUUUUUCAAAAUCGGCGUGAAUUUAUGAAUAAAGUUCAUGUUAUGCUAACAAAUGGACUGAAAUCUGAUCUGUAAUACUUUACAAAAUCAUUUGAAUUGAAGUUAGGAAUUUGUAGUAAAUAACAUCAAUGCAGGACAUGUUUUCGCAUUUACUGUUGAAGUGUCUUCCUAUAUGAAAUUAUAAUUCGAAUGUAGUUGUGUGUGAAUACGUUGUACUGUACAUAUUGUAAAUGUUAAAUAAAUUAUUUAUAGUGUAACUUGUUGGGAUAUUUUCUUCAGUAUUAGAUAGCGAAAUUACUAAUUUUAAUACGGGUUGUUUAGUUUCUGAUUAUUGCAUCAAUUUUACUGUGAAGUUUAGAAACUAAAAGAAAUUUGCUAUGACAAACGACCUAUAGAGAUAUUUGAAAGUAAAGUCCUGCACAACUUUUUAAAUCUGUAAACUUUCAUCACAGAAUUUCUUGGCCACUUGUAAAUACACGAUAAAGGAUAAAUAAAACAAUGACGGAAAAUUAUAAA
Molecule: messenger RNA, 3296 nt
Organism: Spodoptera frugiperda (fall armyworm)
Lineage: Eukaryota; Metazoa; Arthropoda; Insecta; Lepidoptera; Noctuidae
Product: mitochondrial intermediate peptidase
Exons: 12
Coding region: 215-2308 (697 amino acids)
Biological process (GO): peptide metabolic process
Cellular component (GO): mitochondrion
Molecular function (GO): metalloendopeptidase activity
Source: RefSeq, a predicted model, not a curated record